Closterium sp. NIES-65 is the source of this 2445-nucleotide messenger RNA. Lineage: Eukaryota; Viridiplantae; Streptophyta; Zygnematophyceae; Desmidiales; Closteriaceae. The record is from the annotation of a GenBank genome assembly.
AUGGGGAACUGCUGCUCGCAAGGGAAAGGCGGGGAGCCCCCGUUCCCUGACGUUCCUGAGUCGGUGAAGCAGGUGUUCAAAGAGUAUGCGGACGAGAACGGCGUGAUCACGAGCAAGGCUCUGCUUAAGUUCUUCCAGGAGUACCAGCAGGACAAGGGGGUGCUCCAUGGACCUAUCGCGAACCUUCUCCUCUCCUUCCCUAGCACCGGCGGCAAGGAGGAGGCGGCAGCGGCGCCGGCGCCCAAGGAGCGAAUGUACCGCAGCAUGACGUUCAAGGGCCAGGGCAGCAAGCUCGCGCAUGCGAUGGAAAAAGUGUCGCACACCGUCGGCAGCAAGCUCAUGGGCGUCGCAGGGGGGCCUAACGAAGAUCGUUUCUUUCGCUUGCUCAUGAACCCCUCUGCGACUGCUCCUAUCAUCGCCCGAGUGUCGCACGACAUGAAGCAGCCGAUGUCGCACUACUUCAUCUUCACUGGCCACAAUUCGUACCUGAGUGGUAACCAGCUCACCAGCGACAGCAGCGUCAAGCCCAUCAUCAAGGCACUGCAGCGCGGCGUACGCGUUAUAGAGCUGGAUCUGUGGCCCAACAACGAGAAGACGGAGAUCGUCGUCAUGCACGGCGGGUACGACCCCCAAACCGUUGUUCCCCCGGCGUUUUCCCAUCGUCCCCACGCGCAACCUCGCGCCUCCCCGCGCGCAACCCCGCGCCUUCCCCGCCUUCUCCCUUCCUUCCCUCCAGCCUUCCCGCUCCCUUUUUCCCAUUCCUUCCCGCAUUUCCUUCGCUUCCCCCCUCCCCGUUUCCCCACCACUCCCCCCCCCCCGCCGUUUCCUCACCACUCCCCCCCCCCCCCCCCCCCGCCGCUUCCCCAUCACUCCCCCCCUCCCGCGCGCAGCACGCUGACGAAGCCGGUGGGGUUCGCGGAUUGCAUCACGGCGAUCAAGGAGCACGCGUUCGUGGUGUCCGAGUACCCCGUUAUUAUCACGCUCGAAGACCACCUCACCGCGCCGCUGCAAGAAAAAGCCGCCCAGACCCUCACGGAGAUUCUCGGCGACACGCUGUACAUGCCCAAGGACGGCGACAAGGAGUUCCCGUCGCCCUUCUCGCUGCGCGGCAAGAUCCUCAUCUCCACGCAGCCGCCCAAGGGCCCCAAAGAGCUCUCAACCGUCGUCGCUACAGACGACCCCGCAGAGGAGAAGACAGACGGCCAGCCGGCGGAUGGGGCGGCGAGCGGCGCGGGCGCGGGGGGGGAAGGGGGGGUGACGGCGGUGGCGAGCGAGGAGCGGCGCGCGAAGGCGAAGGUGCUGGGGCUGGGGGACGCGGAGAAGGUGCGCGCCAAGGCGGAGAAGGCGCGCGAGGCGGCGAGCGCCGCGCUGAAGGAGGGGCGGCUGCAUGAAGUGAACGAGGCGGAGCUUAUCAAGGAGGCGGGCACGUGGGAAGAAGAGGACGAGGAAGCAACCCAGCCGGAGCAGCUGGCACCGGAGUACCGGCGGCUGAUUGCCAUUCCGGGCGGUAAGCUGACGGCGGGGCAGACGGUGGAGGACGGGCUGCGGGACAACGGCGAGGGGCCGCCCAAGCGCGUCAGCUUCAGCGAAUCACAGCUCACCAACACGGCCAAGACGUGCCCCAAGGGGCUUGUGAGCUUCACGCAGCGCAACCUGCUUCGCAUCUACCCCUUCGGGCUGAGGGUGACGUCAUCCAACUACGACCCCAUGCCGGCAUGGCUUCAUGGCGCUCAGAUGGUGGCCAUGAACAUGCAGGGUUACGGCCGGCCCUUAUGGAUCGUGCACGGCUUUUUCCGUGCCAAUGGGGGUUGUGGCUACGUCAAGAAACCUGAUUUCUACCUCACUGCUGGGAACAAGCUGGAGGGGAUCACCGAGGGGGAUGAGAGUGCUGCAGGCAGCACCGAAGGGGUUUAUGACCCUUCUGUUCCUCGACCCAUCCAAAUGACGCUCCGGGUGCGGGUGGUUGUUGGCACGGGGUGGUUGGAGCGGUAUGGCAAGGGUCACUUUGACACCUACUCCAAGCCCGACUUCUACUGCAAAGUGAGCAUUGAGGGGGCACCAUCGGACUCAGCAGAGAAGAAGCUUGAUACGUGCAGCGACAACUGGUGCCCCUGCUGGGACAGCACUACCCUGGAGUUCCCCCUCAUACUGCCCGAACUUGCGCUGCUCUGCAUUGAGGUUUUAGAGAAGGACCAGUUUAAUGACGAGUUUGCAGGUCAGGCAGUUCUGCCUGUGGCAUCACUCAAGCCAGGCUUCCGCUGCGUGUCGCUGUAUGACCGAAAGGGGCAUCCUCUCGUGGAGGUGGCCGGAGAGGAGGUUGUGGGGCCACGGUUGCUGUGCCAUUUUGAAAUGGUGUCUUCUAAUGAAUCAAUCGAAGACAAGGCGAAAGAACCUGAACUCCCAAAAGGGGCUCAAAGAAGCGCAGGCGGUAGUUAUGAGGUGUGA